This is a messenger RNA of Euleptes europaea (tarantolino), 3080 nucleotides long. RefSeq names its product adducin 3 (gene ADD3). Gene Ontology annotation, molecular function: actin filament binding. The coding region runs from base 50 to 2173 and encodes 707 amino acids. The transcript has 15 exons. NCBI's taxonomy places the organism in Eukaryota, Metazoa, Chordata, Lepidosauria, Squamata, Sphaerodactylidae. The record is from RefSeq and is a predicted model, not a curated record. Gene Ontology annotation, cellular component: cytoskeleton; plasma membrane; postsynaptic density. Gene Ontology annotation, biological process: barbed-end actin filament capping.
ACAAAGGCGCGCUCGCUGCCGAGGUGAAGAGAGUAAUCCAGAUUGAAAUAUGAGUGCCGAGAUGAGCCAGGGGGUAAUCACAACCCCUCCACCGCCCAGCAUGCCUCACAAGGAGCGAUAUUUUGACCGCAUCAAUGAAAAUGACCCUGACUAUAUCCGUGAAAGAAACAUGUCUCCUGACCUCAGGCAAGACUUCAACAUGAUGGAACAAAGGAAGAGAGUCACCCAGAUACUGCAGAGUCCUGCUUUUCGGGAAGACCUGGAAUCUCUUAUACAUGAACAGAUGAAGAAAGGCAAUAACCCAACUGGGCUGCUUGCAUUACAACAGAUUGCUGAUUACAUUAUGGCGAGUUCUUUUGCAGGGUUUUCUUCAUCUCCCCUAAGCCUUGGAAUGGUUACACCAAUCAAUGACUUACCUGGGAUAGACACUGCUGCAUUUGUGAAGGGUGAAAAACUUACUCGUUGUAAAUUAGCCAGCUUGUAUAGGCUGACCGAUUUAUUUGGAUGGGCACACUUGGCUAAUUCAUAUAUCACAGUAAGAGUAAGCAAAGAACAUGAUCACAUUCUUAUCAUUCCAAAAGGCCUAUCAUUUUCUGAAGCUUCUGCCUCCAAUUUGGUAAAAGUAAAUAUCAUAGGAGAAGUAGUUGACCAGGGGAGCACCAAUCUAAGCAUUGACAGCACAGGGUUCAGUCCUCAUGCAGCCAUCUACUCCACGCGUCCUGAUGUUCGAUGUGUGAUCCAUGUACACACUCCAGCAACUGCAGCUGUUUCUUCUAUGAAGUGUGGUAUCCUUCCUAUUUCUCAGGAGGCUCUGAUUCUAGGCGAUGUUGCCUAUUACAAUUACCAAGGAUCUCUGGAUGAACAGGAAGAGAGAAUUCAACUCCAGAAAGUGCUUGGACCAAGCUGUAAGGUCCUGGUCUUGAGAAACCAUGGGGUAGUAGCACUAGGAGAGACAUUAGAAGAGGCCUUCCACUACAUCUACAAUGUACAAAUAGCUUGUGAAACGCAGGUGCAUGCCUUGGCUGGAGCAGGUGGCAUGGACAAUCUCCUUAUCCUAGACUUGCAGAAGUAUAAACCUUUCACACACCACGUGGCAGCAGCUGGAGGAGGAGGAGUCAAUAUGGCUUCCCAGUUCAAAUGGAAAGUCGGAGAACAAGAGUUUGAAGCGCUAAUGAGGAUGAUGGACAACCUGGGUUACAGAACUGGCUAUGCUUAUCGGCAGCCUCUAGUGCGGGAGAAACCCAGACACAAGAGUGAUGUUGAGAUUCCAGCCACUGUGACGGCCUUUUCCUUUGAGGAUGAUUCAGUCCCAAUUUCCCCUCUCAAAUUCCUAGCACAGAAACAGCAGCGGGAGAAGACAAGAUGGCUGAACUCCCCAAACUCAUAUUUGAAAGUGGAUGUUCCUGAAGAAUCCCGAAAUGGAGAAACAAGUCCCCGGACUAAAACCACAUGGAUAAAAGCUGAAGAUUCAUCUAAAGUUAGUGGAGGAACUCCAAUAAAAAUAGAUGAUCCAAACCAGUUUGUUCCUAUGAAUACAAAUCCGAGUGAUGUGCUGGAAAAGAGGAAUAAGAUUCGAGAGCAAAACCGGUAUGACUUAAAGACUGCAGGACCACAGUCUCAGUUGCUUGCUGGAAUUGUGGUAGAUAAGCCAAGUACUCCCAUGCAAUUUGAAGAAGAUGAGCAUGCUGUACCUGCCCCUCCCAACCCAUUCAGCCAUCUCACAGAAAAGGAACUGGAAGAAUACAAGCGGACAAUCGAACGCAAACAACAAGGAGUUGAGGAUGCCGAUCAGGAAUUAUUCUCAGAUGACGGGUCAUCUGUUUCACAAACACACUCUCAAACUCAGUCCCCGCAAAAUGUCCCUGACAAAUUAGAAGAAAAUCAUGAUUAUUAUCUUCAGGAUUCUACCCUCAUCUCUCUGGAUAUCCCAGGUGUGGUGAUGAAUGGCAAGGAAGAUGCACAUGAUGUGGAAGAGGAUCUCUCACAGAGAGUCAGCCGGUUAACCACUAGUACUGUAGAGAAUGUAGAGAUUACCAUUAAAACUUCUGAAAAGAUUGAGGAGGCCCUUUCCCCUGAGGGAUCCCCUUCCAAGUCACCAUCAAAGAAAAAGAAGAAAUUCCGUACCCCAUCUUUCCUGAAAAAGAGCAAAAAGAAGGAAAAGAUGGAAGCCUGAGUGCAACUCACUCUGAGGCUAUGUUGCACAUUUCAAACCCACGUUUUAAUCAGCCAUUAACAUGGUCAGUUUAGGUAGGGUUGUGUAGUAAACUGGGCCUUAACCUAAGAACAGAACUGGAAGACACUAGAGACCACUUUAUGUCGAUUAAGCAAAGAAUUCAUCUCUCAACUAGUAUCAAUGAAAUCACUUUGAGGGUUUGAAAUAUUCAAUAUUCCACUAUAAACUGAUAUUGGCAGGGGUUCCAGUACAGCACUAUUAUUAUACAUACACCUUUGCAGUAGCAAGUUACACCUGGAAUUUUUUUCUGGAGUAGAAAAUCUUCAGUACAGUGUCACUAAGGUAGCUGUUGCGUUAUCAUAUUAUGUUCGUUUAAUCUACUGCCUCAUUGAGUAAUUGGAUGAUACUUCUUGGUAUUGUGAUUUUUGACUAUAGCGUUUGUUUUGGCCCCACUGCGGAGGGCACUUCUCACCACACCUUGUCAAGAGUUGGUCACCUAUAAUUAUUAGACACUGGCACAUAAUAUUAGGGCGGGGGGACUGUAAAAGGAAUUGCAUUUGGAAUUUUACAGAUUGCAUUCAUCACCAAUAACUUUUGCCAAAUACUUCAUUUUAGUAAGAUAUAAUUUUUGAAAACUUUUUUUAUUCUAUCAGUUGGGGGGCAGAAAGAGAGCCCUUAUUUUUCAAUAAAGGGGAUUUUAUACGCUUAACAUUGAUAACUUAGUUUAACUAUGGCAAAACAAAAAAAAAGAAUUUUAUAUGUUGAAACUUUUGUAUACCACUCAGUAUAAAGUAUUAUAGGCAUGUAAACCAAGUAUUUUAACAAUAGAGAUUAUUAAAGAUGCUUGGUUGUAGAGUAUACUUAAAUAUAAUUCAGGAAUCCAGAAGCUCUGAAGCCAGAUGUGGAA